Molecule: messenger RNA, 267 nt
Organism: Microthlaspi erraticum
Lineage: Eukaryota; Viridiplantae; Streptophyta; Magnoliopsida; Brassicales; Brassicaceae
Source: the annotation of a GenBank genome assembly
AUGGGGAAGAGGGUUGUUUUGAGAUGUGUGGUUGGGAUUAAAAGGUCUUUUGGAGCAUUCUGGAGCAUAUACAAGGAGCAUGGAGGGACUUGGCACAUGGAAGCAGCUCAACUGGACACGCAAAGGAAGAAGGGAGAAGCCAUCUUGAAGACCAGCUCGACCGUCUACUCGACCAACCGGUCGAGUUCCUCAACUCGACCGGCCAAGCUUCAACUCGAUCGAGCUGGAAGUCAAAGUCAAACCCGAAAAAUGUUGCUUCCCCCUUGA